Messenger RNA from Athene cunicularia (burrowing owl), 1189 nucleotides. Its product is annotated as cell surface glycoprotein CD200 receptor 1-A-like. Gene Ontology annotation, cellular component: external side of plasma membrane. The coding region runs from base 46 to 975 and encodes 309 amino acids. Gene Ontology annotation, molecular function: signaling receptor activity. The transcript is spliced from 6 exons. The record is from RefSeq and is a predicted model, not a curated record. Lineage: Eukaryota; Metazoa; Chordata; Aves; Strigiformes; Strigidae. Gene Ontology annotation, biological process: regulation of neuroinflammatory response.
CGAGGUUGGUGACGGGAUGGAUGGAGUGAGGGAGCUGCCUGAGCCAUGAAAGCAGGAGCUGCCAUGAAGAUUGCUGGGAAGACUGUGUGUGUUUUUGUGCUGCUCACCAUCACCAAGGUCGCGAGAACAGUAGGGAACAACAGAGUGACAGAGACAGCAACAGUAGGUAGCAGCCCUGUGCUCACCUGCUCUCCCAAAACAAAUGCAACUAUGGUAACAUGGAAAAUAAUGCCCAAGUUUGGAGGGCACUGCGCCUUGGGGUACAGGGCUGAUCAGAACAAGACAGACAGAACAAACUGCAGUGACAGAAUCAACUGGAAAUUCAGACCAGAUCGAGAUCCCACCCUUGAGAUACGGCAGGUGGAAAUAGCUCAUGAGGGAGAUUACACCUGCGAACUAGUAAAAACAGAAGGGAAUUUCCACAAGACGUACCACCUGACUGUGCUGGCCCCCCCGAGGCUGACCCUGUACUGUGAUGACCACGGGGUCCCUGUGUGCCAGGCAGUGGCAGGGAAGCCGCCUGCUCAGAUCUCGUGGGUCCUGGAGAGCACCUCCACCCCCAGGGAAGAAGCCCACGACAACGGGACAGUGACUGUUCUCAGCAAGUUCACAGCACACAGCGCCAACAGGACUAAUACGACCUGCAUUGUGUCCCACCCAGCUGGGAACCAGAGCAAGUCCAUAGCCUGUCGUCCCCCGGGGAAUGAAAGCGUUAACCCGCAUGUCUACAUCAUUCCUUGUUUCCUGAGCAUUAUCACCUCCAUGGCUCUCAUUUAUUGUUUUAAGCUCCACAGUGACAGACUGUGCCACAAAACCAAACCUCCUGAAACUGCUCCUACACAUUCACCACAGGAUGACACAGUGGAAGUGGAACCUUAUACUACUUAUGUACAAAAGGAAAACAUUAUUUACAACUCAGUGUCUGAUCUGACAGCGGGGCAGAAUCUUCCACAAAGACUGUCACCAGCAACUUGAAUGAUUCGACACUGGAGAGGGAGAGAGACACUUUAUGAAAGACUGGUUAUAGACAGAAACUUCUCAGAGGAUUUCUUUGGAUUUGGGGGCAACAUAGCUCACAAGGUCUGUUUAAACACCUGUGCUUGCUGAUGAGUCUGCAUAGUUCUCUUUUUUCCCUGUUUUGCCUUCUUCCUUGGGAAAGGAAACAGGUUAUUCCUUUGGGAGCACGUGA